CAAUUCUUUUUCAGACCUUCAGAGAGCUGGAUAUUGAACUCCACCAGGAAUGCACAUAUGAUCACCUAGAGGUUUACAAUGGAAAAGAUGCUAAAGCUCCUGUUCUGGGACGAUUUUGUGGAUCUAAAGAACCGGAUCCUAUCCUCUCUACUAGCAACAGGAUGUUCCUCAGAUUUUUUUCAGACAACUCGAUUCAAAAGAAAGGCUUUGAGGCGGCCUACACAUCAGAGUGUGGGGGCCAGGUGCGAGCUGAAGUGAAAACCAAGGAUCUCUAUUCCCACGCGCAAUUUGGGGACAACAACUAUCCUGGGGGUUCCGAUUGUGAAUGGGUGAUUGUGGCUGAGGAAGGCUAUGGGGUUGAACUCAUCUUCCAAACGUUUGAGAUUGAGGAAGAGGCUGACUGUGGUUAUGACUACAUGGAGCUGUUUGAUGGCUAUGAUGGGACAGCUCCACGUCUUGGACGUUACUGUGGCUCUGGG
Protobothrops mucrosquamatus (brown spotted pit viper) is the source of this 479-nucleotide messenger RNA. RefSeq names its product bone morphogenetic protein 1-like. NCBI's taxonomy places the organism in Eukaryota, Metazoa, Chordata, Lepidosauria, Squamata, Viperidae. The record is from RefSeq and is a predicted model, not a curated record. The transcript has 2 exons. The annotation marks the transcript as partial.